AUGCCCGCCAGUCAGGGCCAGAGGGAAUCGACCGUCUACUCUCAGGGCCGAUCGCCUUCGCCCCGACCGUCGCUAUCCCAAUCCUCCCAGCACCGUCGCGGUUACCAGGCCUGCGACCCCUGUCGACAACGCAAGGUGAAGUGCGAUCUGGGGAGCGUCGAUAACCCCCGUCCCCCGCCCUGCGUCCGUUGCCGCCGCGAGAGUAAGCGAUGCGAGUUCUCCGCCACGAGACGGAAACGCAAGGCCUCCGAGGUCGAGGAGUCCCGCGAGGAUUCCCUGCAACGUGAUAAACGGAUGAUGGUCGGGGAGGUCGUUGCCGAUGCUUCCCCCGGUCACGCGUCGUCCUAUCCUCCUCCCACCCCGGCCCCCGACGCCGCGAUCGAGACGACGACCCGACCGACGUGGCCCGACAGUCCCCCCGUCCCCCCCCCGUCCCAACCACCACCCACCUACCCGGUGAAGGCGCCUCCGGCCCCGUCGACACGGUCAUUCUCCGAGUCCCGCGGGUCUCGACUCAUGUAUCCUGGUCCAGUUCCGGGCGCGGGGUCGGGGUCAGGGUCGGGGGCGGGUCCGGGGGCGGGUUCCGGGUAUGGACUCGAGGGCGGCCAGCCGAUGAUGAACCGCACCGCCGUCGAGCUGCUGUCGCCCGCGAUCAGUAACAGUCAUGAUGCGCUUCACUUGCUGUCCGAAGCGGCCGGUCGGACGGAGGAUCUCAAUCGCCAGAGCCGCGAGAAUCGAUACGCCGCCCGCCAGUCCGUCUCGUCCUUCAACUCGCCCAUGUCCCCCAUGACCCAGGCGGGGACGCCGCACAGUGCCGGGGGUUCGUUCUCGCGGCCGCCCCGCUCGGGCGCCAUACAGGUCGGUCAGUACUACCAGGCGGGCGGGUCGGAGUCGAUGGCUGCGCCGGGCGCCGCCGACGACCGCGCGCCGCCCAGUACGUCGUCGGCGCCCCCGCGCGACCCGGGCUUCCAGGACGCGGUCAAAGCGUGGUCGCGGUUGCGAUUCGUCCGCGCGGGCUGGCUCUCCGUGGAGGAAUGCAUGGCCUAUGUAGCACACUACUACGAGCAUCUCGCUCCCCUGAGUCCCAUCGUCAUCGCCGACUUUGCCCCCCCGUCCACGCACCGUGCGCUGCUGACCGACGAGCCCGUGCUGGCCGUGACCAUCCUGACCACGGCCUCGCGCCACAUGAAGCCCAAGGGCGACGGCGCCUACACCCGCGCCUUCUACAUCCACGACCGGCUCUGGUCCUACCUCCGGGGCAUGAUCGAGCGUCUCUUCUGGGGCCAGGAGAAGUUCGGCGGCGGCGGUGUCGGCAUCAGCAAACCGCGGUCCUUUGACCUGGCCGCGCCGGCGACCCGGAGCCCCGCCAAGGGGAACCUGCGGUCGCUGGGCACCAUCGAGGCGUUGCUGAUCUUGACCGACUGGCACCCGCGGAACCUCCACUUCCCGCCCGGCGACGACGAGAACGCGCUGCUGGACUUGGAUGCCCACGCCCAGCUGGGCCGCGCCGACCGGGACCAUCACCACCCCGAGGUCGACCUCGACCACGGCCCCCACCGCGCCCCGAUCACCGCCGCCGAGGGUCGGCUGGCCUUCCAGAAGUGGCUGGAGCCCGCCUGGCGGUCCGACCGCAUGUCCUGGAUGCUGCUGAGCACGGCGCAGGCCCUCGCCUUCGAGCUGGGCGUCUUCGACCAGCGAAGCGAGGCCCGCGUCGCCACCGAGUCGGCCGCCGAGCAGAUCCGCAAGCGCCGCCUGCGCCGGCUCAUCCUCGUCUACAUCACCCAGAGCAGCGGCCGCCUGGGCAUCCCCUCCAUGCUGCCGCUCCCCCAGUGGACCAACGACAUCCAGCCGACGGCCGAGCCGGGCGCCGACGGCGACCAGGCCGUCGUCGACCGCAUGCACGACUGCUGGAUCGGCAUCUCCAAGAUCAUGUACCAGAGCAACCAGCUGCUCUUCGCCUCCAACGAGCAGACCUCGGAGCUCAUCCGCAGCGGCCGCUACCGCGACCAGAUCGACCGCUUCCAGCCCUUCCUCCGCGAGUGGCGGCGCGACCUGGACUCCAUCCACCUGGCCCCGGCCAUGCGGAGCAUCCUCAUGAUCGAGUACGAGUACACCCGGCUGUACGUCAACUCGCUCGCCCUCCAGGCCGUCGUGGAUCGCUGGACCACCAUGUCCAACGAGGCCGCCCAGGCCAAGCCCGCCCCGUCCGGGAGCGGGGGGUAUCAUGUUCUGAUGGAGCUGUAUCGUGUUAACGAGCCCUACAUCCAGGAGGUGGUCGACGCCUCCCGCCGCAUCCUCACCACCGUUCUCGAGGUUCUUGUGCCGGGGGAUCACCUCAAACAUGCCCCGGUCCGGACUUGCUUUCGUAUCCUGUCGGGGAUGAUUUUUAUCUUAAAGACCUUCACCCUAGGCGCCAAAGAGGAUGACGUGCGGGUCUCGUUGGACCUGCAGGAUCGGGUCAUCGAAGCCCUCCGGACCCACGUGGUAGACGACGUCCAUCUCAGCCACGCGAUCUCGCGCCUCCUGGAGCUGCUCACCACCAGCAUCCGCACGCGAUUCCUCCGAUUCGCCCCGCUGGACCGCGGCGGAGACGGCGAGGCGCCCGACCGCAACUCCGCGCCGGUCUCGCGUCCGCAUUCGCCGCGUCCGCGGGACGGUCCCGCCAGCCGACGGGAGGGCACGUCGAUGGCCCCGUGGACGCCGGCGCCCAGCUCGCAGAACCUCAGCUACAGUGACGGCACCGCGCCGCCCGCGCCCGCGCCACCCGCACAUCAACCUCAGCAGCAACAGCCACAGCAGCAGCAGCAGCAUCAGCAUCAGCAACAGCCUCCGCGACCGCCGUCACAGACAGGGUCAACGCCCAUCUCAGCCCACGAUCCCCUCGCAGGCAUCCCCGCACAGCCAAUCAACUCAUCCAACAUCAACGUCUCCUUCAUGCCGCCCCCGCCCUCAGUCUACUACAACUACUACGAUCCGCACGCGACGCCCCCCGCUGGCAGCGACCUCGACGGGCUGCCGCCAUCGCAGUCACUCAACGACCACGCGGCCGUCCUUCCGGAUUGGUUCGCGCUGCCGCUAGACCAGUUCUUCAACAGCUCGACGGCCGUCGUCGACCAGGGACUCGGCGGCACGGGACCGAUGGUCGGCGAGCUGGAUAUGUUGGAGGUGCUGCUGAACGAGCAGUAUGAUGGGAGUAAUAACCCGGCUGGAGAGGGUGGGGAGUCCGGGAUGUCACCGUUUGUUCCGUGA
Messenger RNA from Aspergillus candidus, 3249 nucleotides. RefSeq names its product Zn(II)2Cys6 transcription factor domain-containing protein. Gene Ontology annotation, molecular function: zinc ion binding; DNA-binding transcription factor activity, RNA polymerase II-specific. Gene Ontology annotation, biological process: aromatic amino acid catabolic process; positive regulation of transcription by RNA polymerase II. Gene Ontology annotation, cellular component: nucleus. The record is from RefSeq and is a predicted model, not a curated record. NCBI's taxonomy places the organism in Eukaryota, Fungi, Ascomycota, Eurotiomycetes, Eurotiales, Aspergillaceae. The transcript is spliced from 4 exons. Bases 1 to 3249 code for a protein of 1082 amino acids.